GCCCUACCCUGCACGGGGAUGGUAACACCUAUCAUUAAGCUUAUCCUGCGAAGAGAGAGGUUUCGCAAACAUGCAAAACAUUUAUCGUAGUGUUUUUGAUUUUUUUUGUUUUAUAUUUAUGGUAUGUGAUUUUGUUGUUAAAUGUUUUCGGUAGUGUCGUACUAUUAUUUGAUACCUUUGUUUGGGAUACAUGUGACAUGUGUUGUAAACGAUAUCGUCCUGAUGAGCUAUUUUUAGGCCACUCUCGUCUAAAGUCUCCAACAAAAAAGAAAAGCCUCCUAUUUGGGUGCAAAUUAUAUGGUAGCAUGGUGAGCGGUUUAUACACACCUUUACACUCUAAAGUGACGCUCAAUCUCGUCCUCAUCAUCAGGUACAACAACAAAAAAAAACCACCCACUGAAGCGACCGUUCUCUCAUUCUAACGUGACCUGUUGCGAUGGUGUUGCGCUUGCGUUGAAAAAAUUGAUUUUCCCCAUCCCAACGGUUCCGGUAGUACCGACUACAGUGGGUACUAGAGAGGGACCAUUGCCCUUCCGCAAUGAUACGUCCGUAACAAUACCCUUCCGUACCGCUUACACAUCCUUUUGAAUGGGGUCCUUUUCACAACAAGUUCACGCACGCCUCCGCCUAGGUGGUUGAAGGCUGAAGGUAGUGGAGGCGCGGGCAGCAAGACCUUCUCGGGCGUGCGUGCUUUUGGAGUUGUGCUGCGGGUGAAAGGUGUAGUCAAACCAUUCGAUUGUUUGUGUGCCGUUUGACCCGACGACGGGUUUUUGGAACAGUUAGUAAACGACAACGACUUUUCGUAUCAGUCACUUGUAAGACGCCUCUUGCUGGCAGGAAGCUGGAGGUGUUGUCAUUUGGUGUGUGUGUGUGUGUGCGUGUGUACAAAUGUUUGUAUAGUACGAUGUCUAUCUGCUGCAUUCCAGCAGAUGCGGGUGUCACUAAAUAAUACCACGCAUCUGUCAGUGAGUGACAGUAGAAACGGAAGAACGGCAUGCUUCUCUACGCUUCUACGUAGAAAGUUCUGCUGCAGCUGGCGACGGGAACAGAGAGUAUACCAAAGCAGAAAGUGUCACUGUCAAAAACUGUACCAGCGCGUAGGAAACAUCGUGCAAAAACAGGGAACGCAACACGCAGGUUCACCAUGCGGAGUGUACAAGCGUUCUAGCGUCUAGUACAAUUUACAGAGACAAUUGUUCUAACGCUCUCAGGGCGAAUGUCGAACGCACUGCACAUAGUCAACGCAAUAAGCCUAGACUUGGCUAGAACCUCUGUACACUGCUAGGGAUAUUUACAAAUAGGCUCGCCUAUCCAGAGUCGCGAACUAAAUAUAUCCUCCAGCCAGAUAUUUCGUUCCUUUGCCAUAAAUCGCAAAAAAAAAAUGUCGACUACUCCGUAGUGGAGUCGACGCUCCGCUAGCAUGUCGACGGCUCCGUAACAGUCAUAAAUUAAAUGUCAGUCAAAAAUUUUGGAGCGUGCGUACAGAGCGGUCCCGACUGAUGGAGAGCAUACACAUGGAUAGAUCAGCGUAAAAAAAAGGGGAAACCCGCUCGUCUGCGCUCAUCGUAUACGAGAGUGAGCACGGCCAUUACGAUAAGAGAGAUAACGCGGCGAACAAAAGAGCAUUCAAGCAGUGGCACGGUUUGUACGGUCGGUAGGAGAGUUCGAGCAAGCAGACGUGAGAGCUCGCGUGUGGCACGGGAACAUCUAGCGCUAGGAAACUGUGGACCUGCUUCCUACUUCAAAAUUCCCGUCCCAUUAGACGGCAGCAAGCUUUUCGUCCCCGAAGGUUUUUUUUAAAGAAGUGAUUUUAUUUUUACUUAAGGGCAGGACAGGAUUUUUGUUCAUCAGUACCAGUGGAAACACGUUUUUGCAGUACGCCGUGUUCAAGACACCAGGUGUUCUGUGUGUAGUGUGCGCGCACUCCAGCAUCGAUUAAGCUCCAAAGUUGAUUGAAAUCCGCGUCAAAAUUUAAACCAUUUUUGAUUUGUGGAAGGUGUUGUUCAUUGCUUGGAAAAUAAUUGUGAGUAGUUGAGGUGGCGAGCGAAUUGAUCUAGUGCUUGCUAGCUCCUGUCUUAGUACACAUAAGUUUGCGACAUAAUGUCACUUGUAAAAUGCUGUGCGCCGUGUGUACGUGGUGUAAAUGAAGCCAGGAGAGAGGUGUUGACGGAGGGUAGUGGAGCAUUUACCACUUGGCAAAGCUAAGGAGGAGGGGAGGAGGGCAUGGUUGAAGAUGGGUGGCACCUUUGCCAUGGAUGCGUGAACUGAAUGGAGUUGUUUUGAAUUAUUCAACUCUUCGUUUGAAGCAAAUGAGGAAGGUCUUUCAAAUAAGAAAAAGAAAACGAAGCAUCGACAAGGACACUGGAGAACGUGGUGUACCACGUCCAAUUGGGUUCGUUUGUGUGCGCCUGUCGAACAUAGUUGCUGUGUCCUACAUUUACUCUAUGCUCUGUUUGAGCAUAGAUCUAAUAGUGCCCGUAGUGAAUCGUCCAUCAAUGAGAGGCUUCUAUCAAAUUCACUAGGGACACGUUGUCGAUAAUUGCUGAUUGGUGUAUUAUUCUCCGUUCCCUUAGUGUUCAACUAUCAAACCGCUAUCUUAAACGGUUACUGCUAGCGUCACCCACCCACAAACACAUACACAUAAAAAAGUUGUACUAGUCUACAUCGAUAGUCCUUCUGCUGUCGUCGGACUCUCUAAGCCUCUCCCCGCCACUUCCCAUAACCGUUUUGUGCACCAAAUCGAUGACGAUGGGAAGUGAAGUGCAAAAACUGCUCUGAGAGUGUCUAUGUGUGUGUGUGUGUGUGUGUGUGUGCAGGUGUGGUGAAGUGUGAGUGCGUGUGAAAAGAAGCAUGUGACUGCUUUGCGAACGCUUUGCUUCCCUAAGCCCGUGUGUGCGCGUGUGAGUGUGUGCGUGUGUGUAACAGUUGUCCUAGCACAAACAGUGCCGUAGCAGUUGCUUCAUCACCGGUACAAGAUGGAUGAAAACGAGGUGAUGGCGGCGUUCCUGUGGAGCAAGCAGUCUCAGGAGAUGUACAGCAACCAAGGUCUGAAGGAUCUGCACCAUCUUCAUCAGGACUUUAUCAUCAACGACUACACCGACAAGAUAGCGACCAACAUCGAUCUGCUCGACACGGAGCUCAAGUUCGCCUGGGCGGCGCUGAACCUGUUGAACGAAGAGUACACGAAGAUGUCGGAGAAGGUGUUCAAGCUACAAUCGCUCAACAUAUCACAGCAACGGAUAGUGCAAAAUCUGCAGUUUAUGGAGGAGAACCGGAAAGCAUAUCUCGACAUGAUACCAGACUAUGCGAAGCAUCACGAAUUCUCGCUCCAGGAGCAGUCCCGACUGCGGAAGGAUCUCGAGUACCGGGACCGUAUAAACGAGGCUUUGAUAAAUAGUGGCAUGAUACCGCUGCAGGAAGAGCAGGAAGAGUUUCUGCACCAGCAACAGCAGCUGCACCUGCACCAUCAGCAGCGGCAGCAGUUGUUUCACCAGCAGCUGCAGAACUCGGCGCAGAUGUAUCAUUCGGGUUCGCAGCUGGUACCGGGUGUAAGACACGCUGGCUAUGAGGGUAUACAUCUGCUUGACCAACAUCUACACCUUCAGCAGCAGCAACAGCAACAACAUCAGCAUCAACAGAUGCAACUGCAGUUUGACAAUGAUUUUCUCAUCUUGCAACGAAACCUUGCGAACGUACCGGAUGCACAGGGGCUGCUGAAACCCCAGCUGGAGGAGGAUCCGUAUGCUGCUCCACCAGCGACGGUAGUGUUGCCGACCCGUAGCGUACCAUCACAUCCACCAUCGGAGUUGCCGCGUAUGUCGACCAAUCCGUUCCUAUCAGCGGGCGAAGCGGAUCGGGGACUGCUACGCAACAUCGAACCAGCGGAUAGUGCCGCCAUUAUAGAGGAGCAACUGCGCACCUCCUUCCUGAACCAUGCGAAGCAGAUCGAGCUCGAGUUUGGGACGCCCAAGUCGAAGAAGUACACGGCGGAACGGAUCGAAAAGAUGCAGAGUGAGGAGGUGCGGGAGUUGAUCAACAAGAUCAUGAGCGAGGAAGACGUGGCAUCCCUCAGCAGCGAGGAGAUGGAUAAGGUGCGCUGUUUUAUGGCAAAGAACUGUACCGAGUUGAUGGAUGUGUUCGAUGACGAUCUGCAGGUGGUUUAUCCGGUCAAAUCGGCGGAAUUGCUAAUGGCUCGUAGUAAGCAGACCGUCACCGUCACAACCACUGCCGGUGCGAGCCCACGGAAGGAGUUGGCGAAGUACCUGCCGGAAGGUAUUGCCACGCUGACCAAGGAUGAUCUGUUGACGGUGGAAAAUGGUACGAUUACGAUACAGGAUAGUACCUCGGAGAAUGAUUUCCGGCUUAACCUGAACACGGAACAUGCGGCACGGGUGAAUGAGAACGGGACGUCGCCCAAGAAGUUGAGUGAGUUCUCACCAUUCGGGCUGCAAGCUACGACGGCGGCAGCCAUCUUGGGCAAUGCUGAAACCGGUUACGAGCCGUUCCGAGAAACGCAUGGACCCGAGUUGGAACAGGACGAGGUGCUGCAGGGUGAUGGCAAAGUUGGAAGUGCUUUAAAUGGUAACGGUAAGUUACGGAGCAAACCGGCACCGGAAGAAGACGUAUUGGAGGUGCCAAAAACGACCAUUCCACCAACGUUCGCUUGCUCGAACUUGGUUGGUUUGACCAAUGGUAAGGCAUUGUUUACCAACCUGAGACCCAACAUUACGGAGGCAUUAGAGAUGACGUCCUCUGUUGCAUCACCUAGCGUCCUUUCGCACCAGCUGUCAAAUGGUGUGGAAACGGUUGAUGCUCGUAUUGCGGGACCGGGCAUCUGUUCGGAAGGUGUGUCUGGUGGUUCCGCAUUGCCUUCGCGCAAGACUAGCGUGACGGACGCAUCACUGAUUGCUUUAAAGAGUACCGUCACCGUGACGGACACGUCUGACACGGCCGCCAUCAUACAGGCUAUCAUCAGCCGUCGGUCGAGUGUGGCGGAACCGUCGACCAGUCCGCCCACGUUUCAACCACUGCCCGGCCAAACGUCCAUUACCGAUUCGCCUGAGAUGCAAGCCAUCUAUGACAGUCUGUCGCGGAAGUCGAGCAUCCCGACACUCAGCGACACGACAUUCUUUCCAUCGCUCGACAUCACAGAUUCCGGCUUUGCCGAUACCAGCGACAGUUUGGGACUGUUCUCACAGCUUCCACUUACCGUACCCGGUACGGAGGCUCCAAUCAGUCUGCCCGACUUUUCCACCAUGUCGGCCAUCUCGAACAUACCGGAUAGUUCAGACUGUUCCUCCUUCCUGCACAUGUCGAUGAACUCGUCCGGUAUCAGUGAGACGUCGGACAGUAUGGCUUUUAGUCAUCCCGUUUCCCUGCCCGGUCUGGAGCAGCAGAUGAAGGAAGCGUUGGUAGUAACAGCCACCACAGUGUCAACUACGAUCACCACGACGGUGGGCAAACUUCCAGCAUUGCCUCCGAUAGGGCCGACUACUACGAUGGCAGUGUUGGCUGAGGGUAAGCCGAUAGUUGAAGCGACUGGCCUUGCACUGCCUUCGGUGACAUCAUCCUCUGGUACGAUAGCGUCUACUACCACUGUCACUGUCAACGGUAUGGCUACAGUGCACGUACCAUCCACCGUGGCACCAAGCGUUACUGAUGUGACGAAGAGUGUAAAACCUAUUCCGGCACCGGCCACCACCAGCACACCCCUGGUGAAGGCUACCGCUGCAGUACCAACGAGCGUGAUAGCGCCCCAAUCUACCACAGCUCAGCCGGUAAGCCAACCAAGCAAGGUACCGCUGGUAGGUUCGCUUCUGCCCACAAAGCAACCGUCUGCUCCGGCGGUGCAACCAAAUGCCGCCGAACAGAAGGGUGGUUUCUUUCAGUCGACCACAGUCAACAUUGGUAGUUUCUUCAACAAGGUCAACAAGAACCUCGUACAUCAGGAAAGUACCGACAGUAUCAUUGGUGCUAAGUCCAAAUCGUUCUUCGCUUCCAUGAAGAGCUCCUUCAGUCUCGACUCGUCUAAGACGUCCGUGGACGAGGGAGAUGUGCAGCAGGUAGGCAAUGGGCAACCGGUAGCCACACAUCUGGACGUCACCCAACAUCAGCCGACGGAUCUGUCACCACUUACAGGUGGCAUGACUCCUUCCGCAGAGGGUUCGUUGCAUGAACAGCCGACACCAUCAUCACUGCAUGGUGAACAGCAACCGUCGCCACCCCGAGACAACUUAUCCUUCGAAGGUCAGCUCGAACCGAGUCCGGUUGGUACGCAGCCGAGUCCGUUGCAAGAGUAUGAAGGCGAGGACCCGUACCAGACGUACGAACAGGACGCUAUCAGUGGCACCGAACUGUCACAAGCCGGUGACAUCCAGAUGGCAUUGGAGAAGGAUCUCGAUCCAAAUGCUCCCGGUGCGGUACCACCGGCAGCCCAACGCCGCCAAAGUUUAUUUCGCGCCCAAGGUAGUGAAGACGGUGAGGGCGGCAGUAAAUGGAAGCUGCUGAAAACGCUCAAGGAGAAACGUAUCGAGGAAAAACAGAAAGUGGUCGAAGUCGGUGAGUCCUUCGACGACGAGCCCGGUCUGUUCAAAAAGGUGGACGUAAGUGGCAAGAACGAGGAGCCCGAGAAGCGAAAUGGUACGGUCGAUAGUGGACGGAACAAUGGGCUCGGUGACAACACCUUCUACAGCAACAUCGACAGUAUGCCGGAUAUUCGACCAAGAAGGAAGUCCAUACCACUCGUGUCGGAGUUGACAAUGGCGGCAACGAAAAGAAAUGCCGGAUUGACCUCCGCCGUACCAAGAGCAACCCUCAACGAUGAAGAGCUGAAAAUGCAUGUAUACAAGAAGGCACUGCAGGCGUUAAUCUAUCCCAUCUCAUCGACCACACCGCAUAACUUUGUCCUGUGGACAGCCACCUCCCCGACCUACUGCUACGAGUGUGAAGGACUGCUGUGGGGUAUAGCGCGACAGGGUGUGAGAUGUACAGAGUGUGCCGUCAAGUGUCACGAAAAGUGUAAGGACUUGCUGAACGCGGAUUGUCUGCAGAUGUGCUUUGCUGGUGCUUCCGAAAAGAGUUCCAAACAUGGUGCCGAGGAUAAGGCAAACUCGGUGAUAGCGGCAAUGAAGGAGCGUAUGAAGCAGCGUGAACGCGAUCGUCCAGAAAUAUUCGAACUGAUCAGGAAAGUGUUUGCGGUAGAGGAGAAGAGCCAUGCUGGGCACAUGAAGGCGGUGAAGCAAAGCGUACUGGACGGUACGAGCAAAUGGUCGGCAAAGAUCGCGAUCACCGUCAUCUGUGCCCAGGGUCUGAUUGCGAAGGAUAAGAGCGGCACCAGCGAUCCGUACGUGACGGUGCAGGUAAGUAAGGUUAAGAAGCGCACCCGUACGAUGCCGCAGGAGCUGAAUCCGGUGUGGAACGAAAAGUUCAACUUCGAGUGCCACAAUUCGUCCGAUCGCAUCAAGGUGCGCGUAUGGGACGAGGAUAACGAUCUGAAAUCAAAACUGCGACAGAAGUUAACGCGAGAGUCAGACGACUUUCUGGGACAGACAAUCAUUGAAGUGCGAACGCUAUCGGGCGAGAUGGACGUUUGGUACAAUCUGGAGAAGCGUACUGACAAAUCAGCCGUAUCCGGGGCGAUCCGUUUGCAUAUUUCCGUAGAGAUUAAAGGCGAGGAAAAGGUAGCACCGUACCACGUCCAGUACACCUGUCUGCACGAGAACGUGUUUCACUACCUGUGCGAGGAAGCACUCGGAGCGGUGAAUCUUCCACAGACCAAAGGUGAUGACGGGUGGAAGAUUUACUUCGACGAAACGCCGGAAGAGAUUGUGGACGAGUUCGCGAUGCGUUAUGGUAUUGAGAACAUUUACCAAGCCAUGACCCACUUUCAUUGCCUAUCUACGAAGUACCUGUGCGCUGGCGUCCCGGCUGUUAUGAGUACACUAUUAGCUAAUAUAAACGCUUAUUAUGCACACACUACGGCUUCUAGCGCGGUAUCCGCCAGCGAUCGCUUUGCGGCUAGUAAUUUUGGUAAAGAAAAGUUCGUUAAGCUAUUGGACCAGCUGCACAACUCGCUACGAAUCGACUUGUCCAUGUAUAGAAAUAACUUUCCCGCUUCCAGUCAGGAGAAGCUAAUGGAUCUAAAAUCUACUGUAGAUUUGUUAACCAGUAUUACCUUUUUCCGUAUGAAAGUUCAAGAGUUAUCCAGCCCACCUAGAGCAAGCACAGUGGUAAAGGAUUGUGUAAAGGCUUGUCUACGAUCAACCUAUCAAUUUUUGUUCGAAAACUGUUACGAGCUAUAUAAUCGAGAGUUUCAGGUUGAUCCGAACGAAGCCAAGCGUGAAGGCGAAGACCACGGACCAAAACUAGAGAAUGUUGAUUUCUGGCACAAGCUAAUAGCUUUAAUUGUAUCAGUUAUCGAGGAAGAUAAAAAUAGUUAUAGUGCUGUACUUAAUCAAUUCCCGCAAGAGCUUAACAUCGGGCAGGUGUCUGCGGCAACUAUGUGGAGCCUGUUCGCCGUAGAUAUGAAGUAUGCGCUCGAGGAGCAUGAACAGCAUCGGCUGUGCAAGUCGUCGGCGUACAUGAAUCUACACUUCAAGGUUAAAUGGUUAUACACGAACUACGUGAAGGAGGUGCCACCGUACAAGGGUGCCGUGCCCGAAUAUCCGGCCUGGUUCGAACCGUUCGUGAUGCAGUGGUUGAACGAAAACGAUGACGUGUCGCUGGAGUACCUGCACGGAGCGUUCAAACGGGACAAGAAAGACGGGUUCCAAAAAAGUAGUGAGCAUGCUCUCUUCUCAAACUCGGUCGUCGAUGUCUUUACGCAGCUAACACAGUGCUUCGAUGUGGUAAGCAAACUCGACUGUCCCGAUCCAGAAAUCUGGAAGCGUUACAUGCGACGUUUUGCUAAGACCAUUGUUAAAGUACUGCUUGCGUAUGUUGAUAUCGUAAAGUCGGAGUUCCCCGAUAUAAUGCACGAGGAGCGAACAGCGUGCAUUCUUAUGAACAACAUCCAGCAACUGCGGGUACAGCUGGAGAAGAUGUUCGAGUCGAUGGGUGGCGACAAGCUGGAAGAGGAUGCGGCCAACAUUCUCAAGGAACUGCAGCAAAACCUAAACACGGCACUGGACGAUCUGGCGACACAGUUCGCUAAGAGUUUGGAACCGAGAAUUACUGGCAGCGUGCGGGAGCUGGGCGAUCUGUUGCAGCAAGUUAAGCAGCAGAGCUCCCUGUUCCAUGCACCGCCCGCCGACGAUGCCAAUCUGAUCGCGAUCGAGGCGGACGAGGUGCUGCGACCACUGAUGGACCUGCUGGACGGUUCGCUCUCCAUGUACGCUCAAUCCUGCGAAAAGACCGUUUUGAAAAGACUGCUGAAGGAACUGUGGAAGAUAGUGAUCCGAACGUUGGAGAAAACGAUCGUGCUUCCACCGAUGACCGAUCGAACGAUGGUGUUCAAACAUCUCACCGACAAUGCCAAAAAUCUGGCAGCGAAUGCAAAAAUCGAGGACAUGUCGCGGCUCAUCAAGAACCACAUGUCCGGCAAACAGGAUGCCAAGAAUGUGCUCAGCGGUGUAAUGGACAUCUCCAAGGAGAUGGAGAAGAACUUAUCACCGAAGCAGUGUGCGGUACUGGAGGUGGCCCUCGGUACCAUUCAGCAGUACUUCCACGCCGGUGGCAAUGGCUUGAAAAUGCCGUUCCUCGAGAAGUCACCCGAGCUGCAGAGCUUAAAGUACGCACUGAGCCUGUACACGCAGACCACGGACACGCUAAUCAAAUCGUUCGUCUCCGGACAAGGUGCUUCUGAAGGUAAUGGUUAUGCGAUUGCUAUCAGACUCUUUCAGAUUCUCAUAUUAAUGCAUCGUUCCCUCUUUCGUUCUGUUUUCGUAGAAGGUGUUAGUCACGAUGAUGCUUCCGUCGGUGAGGUGUCCAUUCAAAUAGAUGUCUCAUCGAACCCGGAGAACGGCGAGCAGAAAAUAUCCGUCAAGGUGAUCGCAGCUAACGAUCUCAAAUGGACCGUCCCGUCCGGUAUGUUCCGGCCAUUCAUCGAGGUCAAUCUGAUCGGACCGCAUCUCAACGAUAGGAAACGAAAGUUUGCGACCAAAUCCAAAUCAAACAACUGGUCGCCAAAGUACAAUGACACCUUCCAUUUCAUUAUUGGUAAUGAGGAGCAGCUGGAGUUCUUUGAGCUGCACAUAUGCGUGAAAGAUUACUGCUUCGCCCGGGAGGAUCGGCUUGUUGGUGUAGCAAUACUAAAGCUGAAAGAUGUCGUUGAUCAGGUAUACUACUGGGAUAUGUAUAUGUUUCUUUAUCGAAUGUUUUUUCGAGUGAGUGUGUAUGUUUAUGUGAGAACGUUUAUGACGAAUGUAUGAGAAUGGAUGUUUGCGAAAUGCAAGAAGAACUAUUCGGCGCCUACCGAAGGAUGUGACAGACAGGACAAUUACAACACCUUCACGGACAACUAUCUAACACGGGUAAAGUAUACAAUUGCAUCAAGAUCGCUGCUAAGGUUAUGUUUUGUUACUUUCAGUACACCGGGAGAGACAGUGUUUUGUGGAGCAGAUUACCGUGUACGCCGAAGUAUGAACCGUGUCAUCAAAUUGUUUAUUUGUUACAAUAAAUAUCUACAGCAAAACACGAUAA
Anopheles funestus (African malaria mosquito) is the source of this 10638-nucleotide messenger RNA. RefSeq names its product protein unc-13 homolog B (gene unc-13). The record is from RefSeq and is a predicted model, not a curated record. Bases 2976 to 10367 code for a protein of 2463 amino acids. Gene Ontology annotation, molecular function: calcium ion binding; calmodulin binding; diacylglycerol binding. The transcript has 23 exons. Gene Ontology annotation, cellular component: terminal bouton; plasma membrane; presynaptic active zone cytoplasmic component. Gene Ontology annotation, biological process: synaptic vesicle priming; dense core granule priming; synaptic transmission, glutamatergic. Lineage: Eukaryota; Metazoa; Arthropoda; Insecta; Diptera; Culicidae.